CUUUAAAUUUUAAAAUGGGUUUAAGUUUAUUCAAUAUUAUUUCAAAAUCAAAUGUUCGAUUAUUUAAACCAAAAUUACUUGGUAACUAUACUGGAGCUUAUAAGGAAUUGAGAUAUACUAGACUUAUGAGUAAUUAUUUACUCAAAACACCAAAAGAAAAAUCCAGUAAAUUUAUAGCUAUCAAAAAGGAAAUAACUGCUGUAAACAAAGUUUUUUUAAGAUAUUCACAUUCUCAAAAGAAUGAAAAUAAUGGUAAAAAUGCUGAUGAUCCUAGAAAUACCAUGAUGAUAAAAAUAAUGAUGGGUGUAUUUACCGGUUAUAUAAUGUUAUAUGUUCUAAGUUUAUUAUUACCUAAUACUUCAAAUCCUGAAGAUAUGCGAUAUAUAUCUUGGAAUGAAUUUAUACAUUUAAUGUUGGCUAAUGGUGAAGUUGAAGAAAUAAUUGCUCGUCCUGAUUUAGAUAUAGUAACAAUACGAUUAUAUGAAGGAGCUGUAAUUAAAGGACGAAAAAUUGAUCAAAGGACAUAUCAUAUGAAUAUUGCUGAUUUGGAAAGAUUUGAACAAAAAUUAAGGGAAGCUGAAAAUAAAUUGGGUAUAAAACCUGGUCAUGGAGUACCAGUGGUGUAUGACCGUUCUCUUAAUGCACCUGAAUUGAUUUUACUUUUAUUUUUGGUUGGCCUUCUUACACUGGCUUAUUUUAGUCGUUCAAAGGGAGGAAAGUCUCCUAUCAGCUUAGAUAUGUUUUCGCAAAUUAAACGAGCCAAGUAUACAUUAGUUGAUCCAUUGAUUGGUCAAGGAAAAGGAGUUCGCUUUAAAGAUGUUGCUGGUCUUAAAGAAGCAAAACAAGAAGUCAUGGAAUUUGUUGAUUAUUUAAAGAGACCUGAUCAUUACAAGAAUUUAGGAGCAAAAGUACCUAAAGGUGCAUUGCUUUUAGGACCACCUGGAUGUGGUAAAACAAUGUUAGCUAAAGCUGUUGCAACAGAAGCAAAUGUACCUUUUUUGUCUAUGAAUGGUUCUGAAUUUAUUGAAAUGAUUGGAGGGCUUGGUGCUGCUAGAGUACGGGAUUUAUUUAAAGAAGGUAGAAAGAGAUCUCCUUGUAUAAUUUAUAUUGAUGAAAUUGAUGCAAUUGGUCGUAAAAGAUCUUCAAGGGGACCAGAAGGUGGUGGUGAUGAAGGAGAACAAACUUUAAAUCAAUUGUUAGUUGAAAUGGAUGGUAUUGGAUCUAAAGAAGGUGUUUUAAUGUUAGCCUCUACAAAUAGAGCUGAUAUUUUAGACAAAGCUUUGUUAAGACCAGGACGUUUUGACCGUCACAUUCUUAUAGAUCUCCCUACAUUAGAAGAGCGUAAAGAAAUUUUUGAACAACAUUUAAAAAUUAAAUUAGAUAAGGAACCUAAAGAUUAUUCGCAAAAAAUGGCCCACUUGACUCCUGGAUUUAGUGGUGCGGAUAUUGCUAAUGUUUGUAAUGAAGCAGCAUUACAUGCAGCUAGAAAUAAUCAAAAAGUAGUACUAGAGACUGAUUUAGAUUAUGCAGUUGAACGUGUUGUUGGAGGAACAGAAAAACGAUCUCAUGCAAUUUCUCCAGAUGAAAAAAAAAUUGUUGCAUACCAUGAAGCAGGGCAUGCAUUGAUUGGAUGGCUGUUGCCAACCACCGAUGCUCUCCUUAAAGUUACAAUUGUUCCGAGAACUAAUGCAGCAUUAGGAUUUGCUCAGUAUACACCCACUGAACGGUAUCUACUUUCAAAACAAGCUUUAUUUGAAAAAAUGUGUUUGGGACUUGGUGGCAGAGUAGCUGAAUCAAUAGUAUUUAAUAGCAUAACCACUGGAGCUCAAAAUGAUUUAGAUAAAGUUACUAAAAUUGCAAAUGCUCAAGUACGUCAGUAUGGCAUGAAUGAUAAAAUUGGAUUAUUGUCAUUUCCUGAAGUUACUAAAGAUAGUGUGCGGCCAUAUAGUAACAAAUUAGCAUCACUAAUGGAAUCUGAAGUUUCUAGAUUAGUUGCUGAAGCUUAUUUCAAAACAGAAAAACUACUUAAAGAAAACUAUAAUAAACUGGAAUUGAUUGCUGAAGAAUUGCUACGAAAAGAAUCUAUAAAUUAUGACGAAAUGGUGAAAUUAAUAGGUCCUCCACCAAAUGGUGAAAAACGUGCAGUAGAAUUGUAUGAAUUCAAUGCACCAGGAAAUUCAAAACCUGUUGAUCUAUCUAAAAAUUAAUAAUGUUUAGUUUUGUUUCAAUAUAAUUUAUUUUUUAUUUA
Sipha flava (yellow sugarcane aphid) is the source of this 2248-nucleotide messenger RNA. It is a transcript of the gene Spg7, whose product is annotated as paraplegin. Gene Ontology annotation, cellular component: membrane; m-AAA complex. Lineage: Eukaryota; Metazoa; Arthropoda; Insecta; Hemiptera; Aphididae. The transcript has 11 exons. The record is from RefSeq and is a predicted model, not a curated record. Gene Ontology annotation, molecular function: ATP binding; ATP hydrolysis activity; ATP-dependent peptidase activity. Gene Ontology annotation, biological process: mitochondrial protein processing; protein-containing complex assembly. The coding region runs from base 15 to 2207 and encodes 730 amino acids.